CCAGUUGUCACAGCUGUGCACACCACAAAGAUGAGGGCUGUUUUACUCAUCCUGCUUGGCUGCUGCCUGUCUGAGCCUGACAUCCUGGGACAGACAUUCACUGCUGCCGCUGCUGCUACGUAUACUCAGGAUGAGCUGCCCACUGAAGCAGAUAGUUUCAUUCUGCUAAAAGAAUUGAUAGCAGCUUUGGAUGAACAAAGAAAUGAGCUGCGACACACCAAAGAGCAACUGGCGCAGCUUCAGAAAGUACAGGAACCGAAAUCUGUGGAGACAGUUACUGACGGGGCAAUAGAGGAACUACGGACACAAGUGGUGAAACUACAGCAAGGCUUGACAAACCACGAAACCAGACUGAGACUCAGUGAGAUGCUGGAAGAGGAGCAGAGGAACCAGGUGCAGCAAAUAGUGCUGCAAUACACAGUACUGGAGGCUAGACUGAAUGCCAGUGAUUUGGAAAACCAAACCCUACGGGUGGAAGAACUCCGGAAGCAAAGUCAAGAUCUGAGCUCCAGACUUAAAGAGCUGGAAAGUAGAUGUGGAGAAAUGACUGCGGAAGUGAAGGCACUGCAGGUUGCUGAUCAAGGUCUGGAGGCCAGGCUGAACACCACUGAAGCCCAGACAGCGAUGCAAACAGUCCUGCAGGCACAGUUACAGACUGAAGUUAAAGACUUGGAGUCCCGACUGAAUUCUAGCCAAACUUUAGUGGAGGAACUAAAGGUCCGACUUCAAAGCACAGAGACAGAGUUGGGGGCAAUGAAGACUGCUGAUAAAGAACUGAAGACUGGACUGAUAGAACUUGGAAAAACGAUGGGAGAUGUGGACACAGAUGUGAAGGCGCUGCAGACUGCCGAUCAAGAAAUGGAAGCCAGACUGAAUGCGACUGAUAUCCUGGCAGAGACGCAAAGAACCCAGAUGGCACAAUUACAGGCAGAAAUGAAAGAGUUUGAGUCCAGGCUGGAGACCAGUAUCAGUUUAGAGGAGGACCUGGCUGCCCAACUGGGAAACACACAGAUCCAAGUGGAGGCACUUAAAACGGUUGAUCUAGGGUUGGAUUCCAGGUUGUCAGCCAGUGAACGUCUGUCAGAGGAACUGAAGAUUAGCCUUAAUGACACAGUGAGAAAAGUGGAGAAUGUCUCUGCAACAAAUCAAGAACUGGCAGGCAGACUGGGAGUCAUUGAGAGCCUGAGUAAUGAGCUAAGGAACAAAACUGAAGUCAUAGACAGGGAAGUGAAUGCCCUCAAAACAGCUGAUCAAGUGCUCAAUUCCAGAGUGAACGCCAGUGAAGCUUUGGUCAACGAAAUGAACACACGCUUUGGAGUUACUGAAACUAAAGUGGAGGAACUGGAGAAAAUGAAAAAUGACCUUGACACUAGACUGACUGCUGCUGAGAUCGGGGGCCAGGAGAUGAACACAAGGCUGGGAAAAGUGGAGGCAAUGAUGGAGCAACUUAAAGCAGCUGAUCUAGAGCUGGAAUCUACACUGGAAGCAAAUCAGGCUGUACAAGAGCAGCUAACAAAUAAGGUUGAUCAAACAGCUGCAGCACUGGAAGAAGUGAAGACAACAAUGACUGGAGAACGGGUGGCUUUCUCAGUUUCCUUGCAAGAGAACCAAAUGCACAUUGGUCCAUUUGGCACAGAAACUACUCUUGUCUAUAAGAAAGUUCUCACCAACAUUGGUAAUAGCUAUGAUCCCACUACAGGUUUCUUCACAGCUCCAGUAAGUGGAGUUUAUUAUUUCACCUUCUUCUCUCACGCUAAUGGAGGGAACCCUAGCUUCUCAGCGCUGCGCAAGAAUGGUGAGGUCGUUGUGGGCAUCGCUGAACACCCGACUGGCUCUGACCUCACUGAUAACGGCUCUAAUGGGGUGGUGCUGACUCUUCGGGAAGGAGACCGGAUGGAUGUGCGCUUGGAAGCCAGGUCCUGGGUGUGGGCCGACAGCAAUCGAAACUUCUGCACGUUUACUGGCAUUCUGCUGAGCAGGACGCCCAGUGUUGUGACUGGAAGAACGCUGUAGCUUAAUGCCUCUUGAAUUUGAAAUACAACUCCUCGAAUAAAGGACAGAAACUGG
Messenger RNA from Mugil cephalus (flathead mullet), 2067 nucleotides. RefSeq names its product myosin-6-like. The coding region runs from base 31 to 2013 and encodes 660 amino acids. The transcript has 17 exons. NCBI's taxonomy places the organism in Eukaryota, Metazoa, Chordata, Actinopteri, Mugiliformes, Mugilidae. The record is from RefSeq and is a predicted model, not a curated record. Gene Ontology annotation, molecular function: protein binding.